AUGUCUGCCCCAAGACUGACCCUACGACCUCCUCCGAACAUCGAGUUCGUGCAGGGCUAUCCCGGCAUUCCUCCUGGCGCGCCUGACCGCCCCCAAGCUGCAGUCAAAGGCACUAUUGAGUUGCGAGUCGCGCCUGAGGGGGUCAAGGCCAAAUGGGUUCGCAUCGAGCUCAGGAAGGUUGAAGUACUCCCGGGCGGCGGUGUCGCGAACACGUUCUUCGAUUUCGUGGGCCAGAGCCCCAUAAACGUGUGGCAGUCUAGCGAAGAAUAUGGCACACUGCAAACGCAAGAUUUUCCGUUCUAUAUACGCAUUCCGGAGUCCAUUCCUCCUAGCAUCGCGUUGGAGAAAGCUGGCAUCAAGUAUGAACUCAUUGCUUCUGUCUGUGUCAAGGGCAAGAGAGGUCUUCUACGGCGCGACAAGCCAUCAAUUGCGACAACUUCGCAAACGAUAAUCAUUGACAAGCACGAGUUGCAUUCAACGUGGCCCAUUUACCAGCAGCCCGAGUCGCGCAACCACACUGAAGGGUCGGUUACCCUAAUCGUAGAACGCGAGCGUACUUGUUAUGGGCCUGGCGACCGCGUCGACAUCUCUGCUAUCGUCAAGACAGACUCGCUACACACUGAAAUCUUGCGCGGCUAUGAGUUCACUUUACGUGAGACCACUGUCUUCCGUGGAAGUCCAACAUCGGGCAAGAAAGGGGCACCCGCCGUGAGGGCGGUGCACAUCGGCGAGCAGCGUGUACCGCUCAACGUGACAUUGUACGGCGGUACACAGCACAAGGCAGAGCUCAACAUUACGAUUCCUCAACAGCAUACCACCGCGACAAUCAACACUGCGAGGCAUAUUGAUAUAACUUAUACGCUAGUUGUGAAGGCCCAAAUGGGUACAGGACAGAACGUCGUGCUUGAGUUGCCGGUGAUUGUGUCAAACUGGCCAAGAGCUGUUUCUGUUGAAGCGAUGCGGCGCAUAGGCGUUGCUCCUAAUGUCGCCGUGCACGGACAUGCAACGCCAGAGACGGCCGUUGCGAUUGGGAAGCCAAUUGUUUCUGCAAGCAUCCUGAACAAGAACAUGGCUGCAUCCGAUGCUGACGUCGCGAUAGGGCGCCCAUCUACUGACAAGUUCAGCACGGCGCCGUCGAAGAAGACAAGCGUCCCAACUGGUCUGAACAAGCCCGACGAAUUUGGCGUCUCGCGGGUGGUAGAGACGGUGCACGCUAAGAGUGUUGACGGAACGCCCAGUGUCACAUCGUCCACAGACCAGUCCAGCGGGUAUGUGCAGACAAUUGGUGGCCCGCAGGGCAUCGCUAGCGCAUCCUCCAGUGGUGGUGCACGGAUCGCCCCUUACGCAGACGAAACCACGGCGUUCGCGCGGCCUCGCGCUAGCAGCGCACGCGCACAGAGCGGGCGGCUGACCAUCACAAAUCAUAAUGAGGCCGAACUUGCGGAGCACGCACAAGCACAAGCGAAAGCACAGGCACAGGCAAUACGGAGCCAGAGCAACCGUCCCUCAACGGCACAGACAGUAGGAGGAAGUUCGUCCCGUCGGUGGGUGAGUGCUGAAGAAGAGAAGCGCCGGCUCUACGAAACUGCCAUAGCGAAUGUCGAGCGUGUGCAGGGUGUGCGGCCACGCAGCCCUCCUUCUGAUCAGAGCGAGGCAUCAACGCCUACUCCAUCCGCGACGUCGGCGGCGUCUUCACCCGCCACCAACAAUAAAUCGGCGAAAUCUACCCGAUGGUUGUCAGCGGAGGAAGAAAAAAUGAAGCUCUUCAACCACGCCCAGGCGGCGGUCGCUCGUAAGCAUGGCCUCAACGGCUCAUCUUAUGACUCACCUGCGCCCUCACUACAUGGGAGGAGCGAUUCGGUCAACAGUCAGCAGCAGACGGUCUCCUCUCACCACGACAGCGAGGCCGCAGGAGGUUCAUCGCGAACUCCUCCGACAAAGUCCCGCACACCUCAGUUCCCUUCUGCAGACGAGGAGAAAGCUGCGCUCAGACGAUACAUGGAAGCAAAGGCUGCCGUUGACCGCACCCAUAACGCUACGUACGGUGCGCCGCCCAGCCCACCACUAACUGCUCCCAACGCCUACCAAGCCCUUUAUCCUGAACGCGUCUCACCCCCACCUGCUUCACAACUCAGCGACUCACCCCCUCCGUUCAUUACUUCUCCAUCUCAACCUUCCUAUUUAUCUGAGAAAGAACGUUUACGACGUGCCUAUGAAGCACAAGACGCUGCGGCCAUGGCUGCACAAGCGCCCAGCAUGCCGGAUAUCCAGCCAGCCUUGGUGCCCUCGAUGCCCACACCGCCGCUGUCUCCACCUGGUUAUAUGUCUAGUGCAGACCCACCGGUUACUGACGCCGCAGCGGAGAAGGAUAUGUUGCGCCGUCGCUUCGAAGCGCAGGAUGCUGCAGCGCUUGGCGCGUUCGGUGCACCCAUGCCUCCUCCGCGUGUGGGUGGGCGACCACAGCCCUCGCCGCCAGGCCAGGGUUCGCGCCCACAACCAAUGCCGCCGCGAUCACCAGGCCCUGGAGCACCUAGCGGAUCACAACCACUAAGCGCGCUAGAGGAGAAAGCGCGACUGAAAGCAAUGUACGAGGCGGAGGACCGGACCACACAAGCGGCAGUCAUGUCUUCGCCCUUUGCCAGACAGGCGUCGCUCCCUCCUAUGAAUGGUAUCCACCGACAGGAUACCUUUAUUCCUGACUCAAUACCCCCGCCGCCUCCUCUCAUGCCGCGCCCUCCAAAGGAAUAUAUCCAAGAGACACAAGAGGAAGAUGCACGUACCAAAGCACGGCUACAAGCGAUCGACAAGGAAAUCGCGAACCUCGCCGGUCCAAUGAAAACGGAGCUCAUCCUCUCAUCCUUCAGCGCAGAUCUGGUUGAUUCCAACGGAAACCCUAUGCCUACACAAGGCCCGCCCGCGAGCAUGUCACCCCCGCCAAGACUGGAAAUUGAGUGAGCUCUCGAGCGACAAGGAGAGAUACAGUAUGGGCUCGUACAUCUGGCAACAGUAGCUAUUCCCUCAGUGGUCGUAGGAUACACUAAGUAUUCGUACAAGUACAUCUCUAAUUACAACAUGAAUGACAACGGAUACGGAUAUUUAUCGCUUUC
Messenger RNA from Postia placenta MAD-698-R-SB12, 3107 nucleotides. RefSeq lists its product as hypothetical. The coding region runs from base 1 to 2955 and encodes 984 amino acids. NCBI's taxonomy places the organism in Eukaryota, Fungi, Basidiomycota, Agaricomycetes, Polyporales, Adustoporiaceae. Gene Ontology annotation, cellular component: division septum. The record is from RefSeq and is a predicted model, not a curated record. Gene Ontology annotation, biological process: division septum assembly. The transcript is spliced from 10 exons.